GUGUUCCGUUUGCUGCUGUUGACGGAACACAGGCGUGAGAGCGCAGAAGCUAGAGACCGCACAGACGACAGGUUGAACAUCGGAUUCUUCUUAGUCCAAAAGUCAGGAUAUGUCUGUAAGGAUGGAAAUGGAUAUCAAUGGAGUGUCAAGGGCACACGUCUCUAUUCUUCCUGCAACUGAGAUCAAAGCUGCAUUAAAACCAGAAGCAGAAAGACCUCGCUGUGCCAGCACUCCAUGUUCACCUAUUAGAGGUACUGUUGCAGGAUACCAGAUCCUGCACAUGGACUCAAACUAUCUGGUGGGCUUCACCACUGGGGAGGAGCUUCUCAAACUGGCCCAUCAGUGGUCAGAAGGCACUCCGGAGAAGGGUUCUGUAUCAGAAGCUGUGUCAAGCUCCAUCCAGAGCACUGUCCCAAAGUCUGUAGACUUGGACAUCCACCGUUCUUCAAGAAUCUGCAAAAGCAAAAGUCGCUACUACCAACCCUACGACAUUCCUACUGCCAGUGGGCGGAGACGGAGGCGUAUGCCCAGCUCGAGCGACACCUUUCUCAGGUCCCUGGCCCACGGGGAGCCAGGGAAGGGUCAUCAUGCAACACUACCCCUAUGUCUGCUUAAAGGGAAGAGGGCCCAGUCCAAGUCUCUGGACUACCUUAAUUUGGACAAAAUAAGCAUCAAAGAGUCAUCAGACACUGAGGUGUUACAGUACCAACUGCAGCACCUUACCCUGCGAGGGGAGCGCAUGUUUUCCAGAAACAAGACAUAAAAGCACAGUGGGAGGCCCUUUUUAGGCAUCUUUCACCUGUUUGGGGAUUUAGGUGCUAUUUCCAGCUUGGUUUCUUUUUAUUGUUCUUUAAGAAGGCAGUCUGAUUAUCUUGUAAUUCUAUUAACUGGGGGUUUUACCUUGUACUGUACACAUAACAUGAAGAAAAUCUUUAAAUCACUCCUCACAUUGUAAUGAGGUUGUUGAGGUUAAAUAAUGUGAAUAAUAUAAACUUAGCAAUAACUGGUAAACCUAUUUAUUGACUGUGUUGUGUGUUUUUACUGUUCAACAACACACUAAUAUUAUCAGUUUACAGCUGAUGAAAGCACAUAUCCCUUACUGUAUCAGCUUUAAAAUGCACCAUUGCUAUAUGUCCAAUAAUAGUUGAUCUUUGAGGAGUUGUGUUAGUGAAAGUUGUGUGAUUUUCUUUUUUUUCUUCUUCAGAUUAUGGCGCUGCAUAUAACUGUCAAAUUAGCGUUUGAUAUACUUAAUAAUAGUACUUAAAAAUAUUUUUAUUAUUGCAGUGUCAUAAAUACAUGCUAAAAUUUCAGCUUAAUGGCCAUCAGAGCAUGAAGGGAAAUGGAAGUAUUAUUUUUUUUUAUAUAGGAGUUGGCAGGUGAUUGGCUUAAAGGGUCACGUAGUAAUUAAUUUCCUGAGGUCCUAUAUACAUCUUUAUUGACAACAUGACAAUGACCAAUAACAGAGGAAAUGGCAGUUCCCUGAAAUUGUAACUCCUUGACCCCCCUGCUUCCCAAUUCUCCAGCUUGUGAUGGAAAUUAUUCUCAGCGUGCCUUUUUGAAGGAUAUCCCAAUUCCCAAAAUGCAAAUAAUGAGUGAGGAGGCUCCCUGGAGGAACUAUAAUUGAGGAUACACCGAUGUAUCAUUUAAAUGUCUUUUCACUUUUGGUAUGUAAAUCAAGAGGCGCAAGAGAAAGAGAGAGUAAAUACUGUAGAUAUAGGAAUAAGAAUGUCAAGAUGUCGCACCUUUUUAUUUGUUGUAUUUAACAUACACAAACAUAUAUAUAAAUAUAUGAUGUCUGUAUGAAAAGAACUAUACAAAUAUAUGCAAUAUUAUAUAGCCUAUACAAACGCACUCCAUUAUUGAUGCAUGAAUUGGCUCUUUAAUUCAAAUCUGCGUGUAGGCUUGAAAUAAUACACCAUUUACCCACAAAUUAUUUUCUCCGAUUUAGAGACCCAGAUGGACAUUUGACUGCAGUUCACGACAGUUCCUUUAUUCUGCGUUGCAUUUUAAAUGGUGUAUUGUAACACUGUGCAAGUGUUUUCUUUAAAGAUUAGAGAGGCUGCUUGUAAAAAUUUCCAUGCGCGCAGUAAUGUCACUGCAGCUGACUACGUCUGACAUUUUAGCA
Molecule: messenger RNA, 2125 nt
Organism: Etheostoma spectabile (orangethroat darter)
Lineage: Eukaryota; Metazoa; Chordata; Actinopteri; Perciformes; Percidae
Product: UNC119-binding protein C5orf30 homolog
Exons: 2
Coding region: 110-763 (217 amino acids)
Biological process (GO): negative regulation of cytokine production involved in inflammatory response; negative regulation of fibroblast migration
Source: RefSeq, a predicted model, not a curated record